Molecule: messenger RNA, 893 nt
Organism: Rhineura floridana
Lineage: Eukaryota; Metazoa; Chordata; Lepidosauria; Squamata; Rhineuridae
Product: protein PET117 homolog, mitochondrial
Exons: 3
Coding region: 519-884 (121 amino acids)
Biological process (GO): mitochondrial respiratory chain complex IV assembly
Cellular component (GO): mitochondrion
Source: RefSeq, a predicted model, not a curated record
AUGCAAAUAGUUCUUCUUAACUAUCUUCAUAUCGCCGCGGUGAGGUGGCGUGGCAUGGAAAAAGAGGGCAGGCACUAGUUUAAGAAGCCCCAGCGGAGCAAUCUAGUUUUAAUAAAUACUUAGACAUUUCUAAUACGUCAGCCUUUUGAACAACAACCAGGGUGUCUAAAUGUUGCAGUGGACGUUAUAUCGCUUUCUCCAACCAGCAGUCAGUAGCUAUUUUCGAUUUCCAGCAAAAAUUAUCCCGUAGAAAGCAAACCACAGAUUACUGCAAAAGUAAUUCUAAUUAACCCUAAUUCCUAAAUUCUAGCCAUUUUAGUCAAAUUAGAUGCGAGGCAUUUUUAUUUCUCUAGUAGUGUAAAACACAGAUUCCAAAAAAAAUAGGAAAUCGGGACAACAGCGAGCUAAAUUAUUAAGCAUGCGCAGAAGAGGAGCGAGCACGGACGCGCACGCUCUCUUAGACUUGUUGGCAGUGCUCUGCAGCGCUCUCCCUUAGGAGGCUAAAUUGCUGUUGUGAUAUGUCGACGACCUCUAAGGUGGUUCUAGGAGUCUCCGUUCUGUUCUCGGGCGGAAUCGUCGCUGGUGUCCACAUCCAGCAAAAACGACUCGGAGAGUCUCUCUUCACAGGGCUUCAUUUCCAGUCCCCUGAUCAUCCUUGUUGCCUUCCUCUGAACCUGUUCCAGUUUGUCUGCAUCCUUCUUAAAGUGUGGUGUCCAGAACUGAAUACAGUAAUCAAGAGGCUGCACGAAGGAGUAUUGAGAGACCUUGAGAGGCAGAACCGUAAACAAGAAAAUCUUCGCCUUUUGGAGGAACAGGUUGCUUUGACCAAACAACUUGAAAUGGAAAGAAGCAAAAUGCUAAUAGGAAAAGAAUCCCAGCAGUAAAGGGGAAGA